Pocillopora verrucosa is the source of this 3204-nucleotide messenger RNA. RefSeq names its product crossover junction endonuclease EME1. The record is from RefSeq and is a predicted model, not a curated record. Gene Ontology annotation, biological process: mitotic intra-S DNA damage checkpoint signaling; resolution of meiotic recombination intermediates; replication fork processing. Gene Ontology annotation, cellular component: Holliday junction resolvase complex; nucleus. Gene Ontology annotation, molecular function: DNA binding; crossover junction DNA endonuclease activity. Lineage: Eukaryota; Metazoa; Cnidaria; Anthozoa; Scleractinia; Pocilloporidae.
AUGGAGGAUGAAGAGGACGAUCUGCCUUAUUCUCCUUUUAGUAGAAAGACUGUAGCACAUACUAUGAUCGAAAAUGUAUUGUCAGUCUAUCCAGAUGUUGAUCCAAUAGAUAUAGCUAAAGAUUUGGAAAUCACCAGAAGUCCAGUGAAAACUGUUAACAGGAUACUGGAUGGUCAGUUUCCUGCCGUAAUUACUAUUGAUGUUGAUGAUGAAAGCAAAGCCAAGGAUCAUACCAGAGCAAAUCUGGUUAAUAUAAGGAAUUUUGAGAAAUCAGAGCCAUCUGUUGACAAAGCAAAUGUUUUAGAAAUUAAAGAUGAUUCCAGUGACAUUGAUGCAGAUAGUAAUGAUGAUGAUAUCAUUGUAGCAAUUGAAGAGAGAAAAAGCUUGUUCAGUGCCCUAAGGAGCAGGCUGAAUGAAAAGGAAUCUAGAAAAUGUCCUCAAAAGGGGUCAAAAGCUCUAGAGUCAUCUGUUAGUGCACAGGUUACCUCUUACCAUGUAAAAGGAAAGGCAACGGGAAGGAAAACAAUGGUCAAAUGCAGAAGUUCGAUAAUUGAUCUUUCCUUCUCUGAUGAUAAUGAGCAAGAGGAUAUUCAGGAUGUUUACACUUUACAUUCACCUGCUGCUAAAACACUAACUACAAACUCAAGCAAUCAAAUGCCACCAAAGGAGAACAGGAAAGCUGCAGAGGAGUACUUCAAGAGAAGUGGAGAAAUAUUUGUAGAUUGCUCUCAAUCUGAUGAUUACAGCUCUGAUAGUGAUGAUCUUCCAUGUGUUCUACCAUCUUUACACACAGAUAAUAGGGGCACCCUGUCUGCUAAAUCACAUUCAAACUCGUGCACAGAUGAUUAUAAAAGUAGGGAUUCUCAGUUUCUAGGAAGCAACUUUGACUCUCAGGAUGAUUCUCAAAUCCCUGUUAAGAAAAAGAAAGGGUCACCACACAAAAUUACAAGAGAGAGAAAUGAAGCUCAUCUUAAGAAACAAGUAAAAAAACUUGAAAAACAAACAAAGAAAGAAGCAAAGGAAAAAGAACAACAUGCCAGAAAACAAGCCAGGGAACAGUUGAAAAUUCAGAAGGACAGGGACAAACUACUGAAAAUGGCAGAUAGAAUGAAUCAGAAAUCAAACAAUCGAUUAGAUGGCUGUAUCAAGCAAAUAGUGGUUUGCAUUGAUCAUGAAAUAGUGAGCUGUUGUCAGCUUGCUGGGGAAAAUCUUCUCCUUCAAAGAUUAGAAACACUGGGAGCAGGUCAUGAGAUAAAAUCACAGCUAUUUCCCAGCAGUAUUACAUGGCAGAGAGCUUGUGUGCAGCAUGAUGUACAGGAGGGGACACUUCAGAUUUCCACGAGAACAACUGUCACUGAUGAAAACCAUGCAGUACUUUGUCUGUCAGUAGUCAAGUUUGUGGAAAUGGUUUUACGAUCUUGUGAGGAGAUUCAAAAUCCAGCAGUAUCUGUUAUCUCUGAUGAAGAAACUUUGACUGAAUUCUUUGAAAGAGCCCUGACAAUUUACCCUGGUAAAAUCAUCACUUUAAUUGUCAUGGGUCUUGAAAAGUAUUUCAGAGAUGUUAAACUCGCUCAAAAACACCAGUUUCGAAAAGCUGUUCUUGGGAAAAGCUCCUCAGAUAAUGAUAAUUCCAGCAGUAAGCGACGAAAGAAAAUAAACAAAGAAUCUGUACCCAGUGUUAUGGUGUCAAGGGUUGAUGUAGAAGAAGCUCUUGUGGACUUACAAAUAAAACAGCCUGACUGCCGAAUACGCAUGUGUGAAACUGAAGAGGAGUUUGCUGAUCUGUUGGCCAUGUUAACUAAAGCUGUUGCUGAAGCACCGUUUAAGAAAAAACAACCGGAAGUAUUUUCUUUCUGUGUGGAAGGACAGAAAAGAUCUGUGAAGGUGUCAAAAGACGGUGAGGGUUUGAAGAAAGUCUGGCAGAAACAUUUUCAACAGUUGAGAAAUGUUUCAGCGGAGAUGGCGGCCGCCAUUACGAACGUUUACCCAUCUCCACAGAGUCUCAUCAAGGCCUAUCAAGGUUGUAGCAGUAGAGAGGAAGCUUCUAAACUUCUUCAAGACAUCUUGGUCCGUCGUGGCGCUGGAGUACUGGCAAGUAGUCGAAGAAUUGGACCCGAACUUUCCCGACGGGUGUACCUCCUUUUUUCAACUGACGAUGGCGACCUAUCCUUGAAAUAACAGCCCUUUUUCCCGGGCAGUCGACGCCAUAGUUUUGAAGUGUCUGAGUGCGAAGUGUCUUUGGGAUUAGUUUCGUAUUCCAAAGAUUACGAAUUAUUAUUUAUUUUCAAAUCUACCUCACUGUUGGGCUGAGUGGGGAUAUUUUCGUUUUUCUGUAAAAGCUUGUACGAAUAAUUCUACACCGAUGCCCAGGGAUAUGUUAAGCGCAUCUGAUUGGCUGUUACUUUCGCAUGGAGAAAUUCAAGAAAACAAACAGCCAAUCUCAGUGGGCGCACAAUAGAGCUAAAUGAUUGUCCCAUUAAAUUUUGCCUCUUUCAAACUUAUUUCCCUGGAGCUCAGAUGUCGCAGAAAGACGUUUUUUCCCAGAAUGAUGUUCCUACCUUUCUCCUGAAGACGACAGACCUCAAAAUAUAACGACAAUUUCAACCAUAGAUAAUUGUUCUAGUGUUUAUUAAUACAGCAUUCAGACAUACUCUUGCAUUGCUCAAUUUGGUUUGCUGCGAUGUUUUUCCCCUCUUGACAACGGAGGCUAAUAAAGUAAUUUUACCAUUUCAUGAACAACCUUGCUAUUCAGGUCCAUGUAACACAAAAGGCUUUCACUGCUUAUUAGUGUUAAUAUUUAUUGACUUCAUAUAUGAAUCGUUUGGUCUCAGGUAGUCCUGAUGCAACAUAUUUACAUCUAUGAAAUAGCGGAUACACAAAUCACACUCUGACUUUUCAAAAAAAAAAGCUGUUUUAUAAAAUCACGUGACUGUACUUUCUAUUGAUUCACCGUCGUAAAACCCACUUAGUAUGAUGGUUAUAUAAAAUAUAAAAUCGGAAGAAAUAAAUCAGAAUGUUGUGAAGUAACGACUUCGGUUAUGGUCUCUACUAAAUAGGAGCCUUCGGGGGGCAUGGGAGAAAAAAUUCGAAAAAUCUCUCGCCUUCGGCUCGGAAUUCAUAAAACGUUCUCGUUUCUCAGCACCUCACGUGGGUUAUUUUCUGUGAUAUGAUUAAUUUAUAAAUAUGUACACAGGAUGAAUAUCU